CCCCAGCGGCCAGAGCCAGAGGAUAGAAUAAUGUUUCCACUACAGCAGCCACACGCGCGAUCAGCAGGAAGAGUUCAGAUGAAGCAAGUUCGUAUUGGAAGUAAUUACAUGUAGUCACAAGUAGUGAGGUGCAUGUUACUGAACCAUGGCCUCUGCUUUUGUUAGGAGAGCUUUCCUGAGUCUCAUUUGCUUAUCUCUCUUGCUGUCUGCAAGUACGGCCAGCAACGCUGCCGCAGAAAGCUCGGUGUGUGCUCGUGGAAAUGUAUCGCGUGGAAAUCCGAAUGCCAACAUAGGCAACAAUUGUUCCAACGAGACCCAACAUAACGACACAGAUAGCGAGCACGCCGACCACGUAUCGGUGCACGUUGCGAAAUGGGACUUCAAAUCAGUCCGCGAUCCCUACAUUAUCGCACUGGUGAUGUUUGUGACUGCCAUCGUAAAGCUAAUCUUUCAUUCAUCGGAGGCGCUCUCAUCUCGCAUACCGGAGUCAUGUUUACUCAUCGCGUUUGGAUUCGUGAUUGGCGGUUUGAUAAGCUUGAGUCCUACAGCCAAGGAGCACUUCAAGUUCACGCCAGACAUCUUCUUUCACUUUCUGCUGCCACCUAUUGUACUGGAAGCUGGCUAUCUGAUGCACAAACGUUACUUCUUCGGCAAUCUUGGCUCAAUCUUGAUGUAUGCCGUUGUGGGUACUCUCUGGAACACGUUCAGUGUAGCUCUUGGUCUGUACAUGAUUUCUGAGCUGGGCGGUGUACACAUCAGUGCGCGCUUCUCGUUUGUGGAGUGUAUGCUGAUGGGAACGAUGGUUGCCGCUGUGGACCCGGUUGCAGUGCUGGCAAUUUUUGAUGAAGUCCAUGUCAACUUGCUGCUGUACAUACUCGUCUUUGGGGAGUCCCUACUCAAUGAUGCUGUGAGCGUGGUCCUGUAUCGCACAGCGGAGACGUUUGUGAAGUUUGAGAACAAUGAGCAGGCAAUCACGGCUGAUCAGAUUGUCCUCGCCAUUGUGUCAUUCUUCACCAUAAGCCUGGGAGGCACUCUGAUUGGGGUCAUUUGGGGUAUGGUCGCAAGCUUCAUCACCCGCUUCACCGAUCAUGUGCGAGUAAUCGAAACCCUACUGGUGUUUGUGUGCGGCUACUUGGCGUAUCUCUCGGCUGAAGUUUUUCACUUCUCUGGUAUCAUGAGUGCCAUAUCUUGCGGAGUGGUGAUGCGACACUACUUGAAUCCGAACGUCAGCGCAAAGUCCCGCACCACCAUCAAGUACUGCCUGAAAAUGAUCAGCUCAGCGUCGGAGACUGUCGUCUUCAUGUUUCUGGGCUUUGCGUCCGUCACUGCUGACUUUGAGUGGGACACAGGACUGGUGCUCGGAACGCUUGCAUUUGCUCUCAUCUUCAGGUUUGUCGGGGUGUUUGUGUUGACCUGGAUCCUGAACAAGCAUCGCAUGGAGCGGAUAAGCUUUGUCGAUCAGUUUGUCAUGGGCUACGGUGGCCUGCGUGGUGCCGUGUCAUUUUCCCUGGUGCUCUUGCUGGAUGAGGAGGUGGUUCCUGGCAAGAACGCCAUCUUCACUGCGCUCUUCACACUCAUCAUGUUCACAGUCUUCAUCCAGGGCACCACCGUUAAGCCACUUGUGCAUCGUCUACACGUCAAGACCUAUCAGCCGAAGAAGCCCAGCAUCAACGAGCAGCUGCACUCCAAGAUGAUGGAUCACAUUGUGGCUGGUGUGGAAGAGAUCAUCGGCCAGCAAGGAGAACAGGUCAUCAUCGAAUGGUUCUCUUACUACGACAAGCUCUACAUUCAGCCCAUCCUGUCUCGCUCCGACACUGAAAUCGUCGACACGGUUCUGCAGCGUCUGGAAAAGAAAUACCACUGCGAGACCACGCACAGACAUCUGAAUGAGAUACGUCAGCGCAGAAGAAUGUCCCAGGAUGUGCUUGCAAGUGAAACUGUGUGCGUGCACACGUCGCCGAAGAAGCGACCAGUUGCAGGGGGUAUGCCAACUCUGCCAUCAGCUCUCUCGUCCGCUAGUCUUAACAAAGAUGACGUCAAAGCAUCCGUUGGCGACAUGCUGGCACCAUCCAAGAUUCAUCCAAUGCACAACCUGAAGCGCAACAAUGUGGCUGAUCAGUUCGACAUGGUACGGCUGCGCCUAUUGCGCCUCCGGCACAUGCAGCAGGGCCAUGGCAACGGGCACGCGCACAGUGCCGGCGCGGGCGCAUGCUACCGCAGACAGCACUCCUCUUCUUACGAGCAGCAGCGAGGCGUGUCGAGAUCGGCCAGCGACCAGGACCUGACCGCGCACACCGUGGACGUGGAUCGCCGGCGCGAGGAAUGGACGCGACGCCGCUGCAUCAGCGAAUGCCAGAGCGACAUGUACGAAGACAUCCAGGAUGCGAAUGCCGCCUUGGAAGCCGCCCGGCUGGAUACAUCACCGCCCAAGGAUUGGGAAGAGGACAUGGACGCCGCUCCCAAGCAGCUAGUGAACUCGCCAAGCUCUGCACAAGACAGCAAGGGCAUUCUACGGACCCCGACGACGCCCGAGCAGAGGGAGAAGCAACUCGGUGCGAUGCACCAGAAAUAUCACAGCGAUGAUUCUGGCCCACGGGUCAGAUUCCUACAGGGCGAUGUGUCCUCACACCCGAACGAAAACCUUCUCGAGUCCAGUGUCUAAUUUUUGAAGCACGCUAUGUGCAACGGCUGACAUACCGGCAAUGAACGGAAUAUCUGGGUGCAUCUCAAUUCUGUGUUGGGAUAGGAACUUGCACGACUUGUGGAUCAAGAGAAUUGAGUUGUACAUUUAUAUAAUCAUACAAAGCAGAACUUUACGUACACUGAUGGGCACUUAUUUAUUGCUUGAUGACACGUCAUUUACAGACAUACUUUUUCAUGGCAUCAGGUUUUACCACCACUUCUACCCCCCCCCCCCCCCCCCCGGGCCCCCCCCCCCCCUUCCCUCUAGCUCAUGUUUUUCAAGUGACACUCUCGUUCAGUGAACAACUCUUCUUGAUGACGUAUUUGUACCAUGGUAAAAAAAUUGUCUUAGAUCGUUACAUGCCCCCCCCCCCCCCCCCCCCGGCCAAUAGUAUUGGAUUGGCAUGCAGCUACUUACAAGUACAUUUAGCUACACAGAAGUGAUUGCCGGUGAAUGUUGGUGAGAA
Sycon ciliatum is the source of this 3149-nucleotide messenger RNA. RefSeq names its product Na(+)/H(+) exchanger beta-like. Gene Ontology annotation, biological process: regulation of intracellular pH; potassium ion transmembrane transport; sodium ion import across plasma membrane. Bases 146 to 2662 code for a protein of 838 amino acids. The transcript has 19 exons. The record is from RefSeq and is a predicted model, not a curated record. Gene Ontology annotation, cellular component: plasma membrane. NCBI's taxonomy places the organism in Eukaryota, Metazoa, Porifera, Calcarea, Leucosolenida, Sycettidae. Gene Ontology annotation, molecular function: potassium:proton antiporter activity; sodium:proton antiporter activity.